AUGUUUUUUAAACAUAUGAUAGAAAUCAAUGAUGAAGUGGUGGACAAAAAAUAUUUGGAUAUCUUUUACAACUAUGAUAAUAAAUGUAAUCUUCGAAUGGCACCAAAACUAACUUACUUUCAUAUUCACCCCGGUCCAUUCGAUAAGAUGAAAGUUCGUUUAGCAGCCCAAGUCUUUAGUGCAAGUGUUGCUGCUGGUAUGUCCACAGCAUUAAAUUGCGGGCUAUUACCGGUUGAUGCACAAAGUACCAUAUAUUUUAUCAAUAACAUGGAUAAGUUAUUUGAUAUAUUCAAUUCCACAGAUAUCCCAAAUGGUAAAAUUUACAACCAGCCUUUUACAAACACAGCACCUCAGACAGACCAUUUGAGUAAAAUUACUGAAAUGUUUAAAACAUGA
Messenger RNA from Macrosiphum euphorbiae (potato aphid), 396 nucleotides. The record is from the annotation of a GenBank genome assembly. Lineage: Eukaryota; Metazoa; Arthropoda; Insecta; Hemiptera; Aphididae.